Molecule: messenger RNA, 442 nt
Organism: Thrips palmi
Lineage: Eukaryota; Metazoa; Arthropoda; Insecta; Thysanoptera; Thripidae
Product: wiskott-Aldrich syndrome protein family member 1-like
Exons: 5
Coding region: 80-442 (120 amino acids)
Source: RefSeq, a predicted model, not a curated record
GACGCGAGAGCCGCCUCCGAGGGCGCCGUCCCCGGGCCUCGACGAAGCCCGCCACCCCCUCCGCGAGAGCCUCCAGCAGAUGAUUGAGACUGAUCGUCUUCGCCAGAGCGCCCGGGGGGACUACGUGACGCCGCGGGGUGGCGUGUUUCGGCGCGGCGACGGGAAACUGCCUGGAGGAAUGCCGAACUACCAAGCGUCCGGACCCAACACGCCAGCCUCGUCCAGGUCCAGUUCCAGCGGCCUCCAGUUGCCCCUGCCGCCGGGGCCUCCUCCAUCACCCCUGUCUUCGGCGUCUCUGGAGUCUCUGGUGUCCGCUGCGUCUUCGAUGCCCCUACCGCCCAUGCCGUCCCCGGACGUCGAGACGUGGGAGUCUGAUGGUGAGACGCCGCCCUCAGCUUGCCGCCGCCGCCACUUUUAUGUCCCCUCCCUAGCUGUAACGUAG